Messenger RNA from Paramecium tetraurelia, 207 nucleotides. RefSeq lists its product as uncharacterized. Lineage: Eukaryota; Ciliophora; Oligohymenophorea; Peniculida; Parameciidae. The record is from RefSeq and is a predicted model, not a curated record. The transcript has 2 exons.
AUGAUUUAGUGUAGUAAUGUAAUAUCAAUAUCCUAAUUAAUAGAACAACAGAUUACUAUUGACAGUUAAGAGGAAGUAUUCAUAUACGACAAAACCUUGGAGAAAGAAGUGAAGGUUCCAAAGUUGAGAUAACCAAUAUUCAAUUCUCUCGUUUAACGAAGAAAGUUGUAGAGAUUCGAAGAUAAUGUUAAGUUAUAAGAUAAUUGA